AUGAAGAAAGUAACUUAAUCUACUGCAUCUACCUUCCAACCAAAACGAAGUAUAACAAAAGCAAAAACUUAAAAUUAAUUUGAAGAAACAGAUCCUGCUUAAAGAGGUUAUGAAUUUAUAAUAUGAAGACAGGAAAAUAAUCAGAAUGAGAAAUGUUGUUGAUUUAGGAGAUGCACAAGAGGAGAAUAAAAAAAAUUAAAAAAAGAAUGGUAAUUCUAAAAGUUAAUUAAUUAGAAAAUUAAAAUGAUCCUCUUCUUGAAUAACUUGAUUAAUGGCAUGAAAAUAUUAUGUCAAAAAAAAAGACUUAUGCAUUUGAGUAAGUAAAAUAGAAUGAAAACAAUAAUAAAGUGAUUGAAAAUGAAUUCAACUUAGAUCAUGGACCUUAAAUAAAUUCAAAUAUUAUAAACUAAAUCAUGAAGCCUGUUGAGUUACCUAAUUUUAAGAUUGAAGAAAAUAAUAAUGAUGUUUAAGUUUAAUUUCAAAUGCUUAGACCAAAUAAAGAAUCUGGUAAUGUUUUGAAAACUCUUGAUUAAGUAAGAAUUGAAAUGAAUAAAUAAAUAUUAAAUAGUCUUCUUCUUUAAAAAGUAACUAAAAAACUUGAUGAUAUGAAUGUUAAUCGAAAACAUAAAACAAAUUGGAAUAUUUAACGCAUAGAUGAUGAAAUUACUUAAAUAUUUAGAGAUUAGUCACAUGCAUUAAAAUAGAGAACACUAAAUAACUUUAAAGGAUUAACUGAGUAUUUUAGUAAUCCAGCUUAAUAUAUUGAUUAUGAUGUAGUUUUAUCAAAAGCUAAAUAUCAUGCUAAUAGACCUCCAACAUCAUUCCCAACCACUUAAAUUCCAUAAUAAUAACAAAAUUCUACAUCUGCUAAGUCUUUAAUGGAAAGUUAUCAAUUAUUUUAAAUUUAGAUUAAAGAGCAUAAAAAUGUAUUAUUUCAAAUGAGAAUUGAAAAUAAUACAUUAGUAUAAGAAUUAAAUUAAUUUGAAGAAGAAGUUCAAGAUCUAAGAAGAAAGUUCUUUGCUAAAGAAGAAAAGGCAAGAUAAGGAUGGAUACCUGAAUAAUAAUAAAAUGAUGGGGUUCAUUCCAAAAAGAAAAAUUUAAUGGAUAUAAUUUAAAAAAUUAGAGAUCAAAGAGAUAAUGAAAUAAAAAUACGAACUAGAGAAAUAGCACAAUUAAAAAAAUAAAUGUAAUUAAAUAGUGAAAAAUAAUAAUAAAUAUAAAAAGAACUUGAUGAGAUGAGAUAAAAGAAAAGAAGAUGUAAAAUGUUAUUGAAAGAUAUCUUUUUAAAAUAAUUCUAAGAUUCAAAUAAUUCUAUAGUACCUGAAGGAUUAGUUAGUAUUAUAAAAAACAUGAGAAAAAUAAAUGAAAGUGCAAAGCCAGAAUAUUUCCCAAAAUUCUUAGAUGAAAAAUCUAAAAAUUAUUUAUUAUUAGCUGCAUAAUUAGAAAUUGAGAUAGAAGAAACAAGAGUUCUAUCCUAAAAAUACAAUCAUUAAUAAUUAAUAUCAAGGGCUACUAGUGCAAGAUAACAUAUAUCUACUUAAAGAUAAUAAAUGAAUGUUUCUGAAAUUAAAAAUCAAGUGAAAAUUAUGUUAAAGAAAAGUAAAGUUUCAAUUAAAAAACCUGUUUUUGUUUAAGGAAUUGAUCCUAUUAAUCCAAAUUAAUUUGCUCAUGUAAUUAAAUGGGAACAUCAAGAUUUAGAACAUUAAUAAAUUACAGAACCUAUUGAAAAUAAUUUUAAAAAUUAAAAUGUUUCUUCAGAAAGAAAUAAUAUUAUAAAAGAUUAUAAUUAAAAACUAGUUUAAUUAUAAUAAUAAUUAGAAUAAGCUACAAAUGAGGAAUGUUAAAGAAUUUUAAAAUCUUAUUCAAAUAAAAAAUUAUUAUCUGAUAUUUAAGAAUUAAAAAUGGUUUUGUAUGCAUUAUUUGGAUAAUCAUUUGGAGAUUAAUAAUGGAUUCAAUUUGUUGUUGAAUGGACUGAAUAAAAAUAAUUGAAUCCCUUAUAUGUAUUUAAAUAAGAAGAACAAUCUAAAUAAACUGAUUCACGAAAAGACUAACAUUCUAUACCUGAAAAGAUGAAAACCAAAGUAUCUGAAACACUAAAAAAAUUAACAGAAGUUACAAAUGUUGAUUAUAAUUUUGAAUUAUGUUUUUGA
Messenger RNA from Paramecium sonneborni, 2150 nucleotides. NCBI's taxonomy places the organism in Eukaryota, Ciliophora, Oligohymenophorea, Peniculida, Parameciidae. The record is from the annotation of a GenBank genome assembly.